UUCGGCUUCAUUCGUGAUGCCUUCACUCAGGACCAGUUGAUAGUUGAUCAUCUAAUGGCAGACGCGCACUCCACUCUCCACACUUCUGUUCAAAAUAGCCACAGUUAUCACGAUGGCCACUGCAACGGUGUCAACGGUUGCUGUAUUACUCCUCGCGCCGGUGUGCCGACUUCUUCGGUCAGAAUGCCCUCCACACCCUACUCUGCCACCAACUCUACAUCCGAUCAAUCCUGUACUCGUCAUGCUUCUUCUUCGUCUUCACUGGUUUCCAAACUUAGUACUGCCUGGACAUAUGUCCAUUGCACUGGUGGGAUGUUCGCUAUGGUACCAGCUUACGAACCACGUUUUGAGGUUACAACUAACAUGAAUAGCGAAAAUACCGACUGGGCUAAACACACUCUUGCGGGACAAAGCAGCAGCAGUAGCUAUCAGCAGCAGUUACAACCUCUCCAUAAUUAUCAUGGCCAUCAACCGGCACAACAGUACCAACAACAGAGGCACAGGGAGGAACAGCGCCAGGACAAGGAAGAGAAGCCUGUCGAAGCAACAGAUUUUGGGACUAUACGAUUUCCCGCCAUUUCUACCAGCCAG
Molecule: messenger RNA, 591 nt
Organism: Protopolystoma xenopodis
Lineage: Eukaryota; Metazoa; Platyhelminthes; Monogenea; Polystomatidea; Polystomatidae
Source: the annotation of a GenBank genome assembly